AUGAGGGCUCAAAUCCAAAAAGUUCCUCAGAUUGUUGAGUUCCUGAAAAAGAAGUCUGUCGGACUACAGCACUUCAAGCCCACAUCCUCAGUGUGCGUGCUGGAGGAGAAGGAUGCUGUGGAGGCUGUGCGCUGCCCUCACGCUGCCUCCAGGGCGCACAGCCUGGACGCGAUCCCGGGACCUACCAAGUGGCCGUUCGUCGGCAGCAUGUUCGAACUGCAUCGGAAAGGAGGUCUGAACAGGCAACACGAGGCACUGGUUGAUUAUCAUAAGCAAUAUGGGAAGAUUUUCCGGAUGAAGCUGGGCUUUUUUGAUUCGGUGAACAUCAGCUCACCUUGCCUGCUGGAGUCGCUUUACAGGAAGGAGGGCAAGUACCCGCAGAGACUGGAGAUCAAACCGUGGACAGCAUACAGAGAUCUGAGAGACGAGGCGUACGGACUGCUCCUUCUGGAGGGGAAAGACUGGCAGAGGGUCAGGAGCGUUUUCCAGCAGAAACUCAUGAAACCCACAGAGGUAGUGAAGCUUGACCGCAAAAUAAAUGAGGUGUUGAUGGACUUCAUGGGGAGAAUUGGAAAAAUAAACGUCAAUGGAAGGAUUAAAGACCUUUACUUCGAGCUAAACAAAUGGUCGUUUGAGACCAUCUGCCUCGUCCUCUACGACAACAGAUUUGGUCUCUUGAAGAAGGAAGUCAACGAGGAGGCUAUGAACUUCAUCACCGCCGUGAAAACAAUGAUGAGCACGUUUGGCAUGAUGAUGGUCACACCGGUGAAGCUCCACAAGAGCCUCAACACCAAAAGAUGGCAGGUCCACACCAAAGCAUGGGACCGCAUCUUCAGCACAGCCAAAGUCUACAUCGACAGGAGGCUGAAGAACAACUCCGCCAGAGCUCCUGAGGACCUGAUCGGCGACAUCUUACACCAAAGCAAUCUCUCUAAGAAGGAGCUGUACGCCGCCAUCACAGAGCUGCAGAUCGGAGGAGUGGAGACGACUGCCAACGCUAUGCUGUGGGCUAUUUUCAACCUGUCACGUAACCCAGGUGCCCAGAGGAAGUUGUUCGAGGAGAUCAGAGAGGUGGUGGCUCCCGACCAGGACCCGUGUGGCGAGCACAUCAAGAACAUGCCAUACCUCAAGGCCUGCCUCAAAGAGUCCAUGAGGUUAUCACCAUCAGUCCCAUUCACCAGCAGGACUAUGGACAAAGACACUGUGUUGGGAGAUUAUGCUAUUCCCAAAGGGACAAUUGUAAUGAUAAACAGCCACGCAAUGGGCACAAACGAGGAAUACUUUGAGGAAGGGAAGCGGUUCAAACCUGAGCGCUGGCUGCGGGAGAACAACAACAUCCACCCCUUCGCCCACAUCCCCUUCGGCAUCGGGAAGAGGAUGUGCAUCGGCAGGCGGCUCGCAGAGCUGCAGCUACAGCUGGCCAUGUGCUGGUUGGUCAAAGAAUAUGAGAUUGUGGCAACAGAUAAUGAGCCACUCAACGUGAUCCACUCAGGAGUUUUGGUUCCCGAAAGAGAACUUCCUGUUGCCUUCAUCAAGAGAUAAUGCUCCAUAUUCAACUCGUGUGGACGUAGUGACAGGAAAAUGAUACCUCUGUUGCCAUGGCACUGAUGAUCCAGUGACUCCCUGUAUAGAUGAGAGUAACAAAUGCGUCACUUCCGGGCAAAAAUAACGGCUCCGCCCACUUUUGGG
Molecule: messenger RNA, 1689 nt
Organism: Notothenia coriiceps (black rockcod)
Lineage: Eukaryota; Metazoa; Chordata; Actinopteri; Perciformes; Nototheniidae
Gene: cyp24a1
Product: cytochrome P450, family 24, subfamily A, polypeptide 1
Exons: 12
Coding region: 1-1542 (513 amino acids)
Biological process (GO): C21-steroid hormone biosynthetic process; cholesterol metabolic process; cellular response to peptide hormone stimulus
Cellular component (GO): mitochondrial inner membrane
Molecular function (GO): heme binding; oxidoreductase activity, acting on paired donors, with incorporation or reduction of molecular oxygen; monooxygenase activity
Source: RefSeq, a predicted model, not a curated record